Messenger RNA from Striga hermonthica, 1920 nucleotides. NCBI's taxonomy places the organism in Eukaryota, Viridiplantae, Streptophyta, Magnoliopsida, Lamiales, Orobanchaceae. The record is from the annotation of a GenBank genome assembly.
AUGAAGCCCUGUUGUCGGAUUUUGUUCCCCUGCAAGAACGCGCCUCUUUUAGGUGCCCCUCUGUCCAAAUCCUUCAAAUUUUCAUCUGGGCCGCACUAUUUAUCUAAUGUCCAAUCAAAUCCUCCUAGAAUCUUUGGAUGCAAACUCCUUUGCAACCGAUCCCAGAAGCCGAAUUCUGCAUUCGCCUUGAAUCGGGUUCGGUCAGGAUUUUCAUCAAACACCUGGUGCUGUAACUGUAGCAAAACAGCCCAUAGUUUGGUGUCUAAAAAUCUGUCGACUUCGUUAGAUAGCAAAGCAGAUAACAAGAAUUUUGAGAGAGUUUAUGUUCGGGACGGCCUUAAUGUUAAGCCUCUGGUGGCGGAAAAAAUUGAUAAUGAUGAUGGUGUAGAGAAGAAAGAGGAGCAUGGUAGGCCCAGUGCUGGAGAUUUUCGAAAUGGGAGAUUAAAUCAGGAGGAAUCGGAGUUAGAGAAGGAGGCCUGGAGGCUGCUGAGGAGUGCGACUGUGUCGUAUAGCGGGAGUCCGGUCGGGACCCUGGCGGCAAACGACCCAAAUGAUAAGAUGCCUCUUAACUAUGAUCAGGUGUUCAUUAGAGAUUUUGUCCCUUCAGCUUUUGCGUUCCUUCUCAAGGGCGAGUGGGAGAUUGUGAAGAGUUUCUUGUUGCACACUUUGCAGCUGCAGAGCUGGGAGAAAACCGUGGACUGCUACAGCCCUGGACAGGGAUUGAUGCCAGCAAGUUUUAAAGUUAGAACAGCGGCUCUUGAUGACAAUAAGUUUGAAGAAGUUCUUGACCCAGAUUUUGGGGAGUCCGCUAUUGGUCGUGUAGCACCUGUCGAUUCAGGGCUUUGGUGGAUUAUCUUGUUACGGGCUUACGGAAAGCUUACCGGCGAUUAUGCAUUACAGGACAGAGUGGAUGUACAAACGGGAAUAAAACUUAUUGUGAACCUCUGUUUGUCUGAUGGUUUUGAUAUGUUUCCUUCUUUACUCGUCACUGAUGGCUCGUGCAUGAUAGAUAGGCGGAUGGGUAUCCAUGGCCAUCCCUUAGAGAUUCAAUCCUUAUUUUACUCCGCUCUCCGUUGCUCGCGCGAGAUGCUUGCAUCGGAUGACGGAUCCAAGAAUUUGGUGAGGACCAUUAACAAUAGACUCAGUGCUUUGUCCUUCCACAUAAGAGAAUACUAUUGGGUCGACCUCAAGAAAAUCAAUGAGAUUUACCGUUACAAGACUGAGGAGUACUCGACAGAAGCCACUAAUAAGUUCAAUAUAUACCCGGAGCAAAUUCCUCACUGGCUGAUGCACUGGAUUCCCGAGAAAGGAGGUUACCUUAUUGGAAACCUGCAGCCAGCUCACAUGGAUUUCAGGUUCUUCACGCUCGGGAACCUGUGGUCAAUAGUAUCUUCUCUGGGUACUCCAAAACAGAAUGAGGCCAUAUUGAAUCUGAUAGAGGCCAAAUGGGAUGAUCUGAUUGGCCAGAUGCCUCUUAAAAUAUGUUAUCCGGCUUUGGAGUCUGAAGAGUGGCGGAUAAUCACAGGGAGUGAUCCCAAGAAUACACCCUGGUCGUACCAUAAUGGUGGAUCCUGGCCUACACUUUUGUGGCAGUUCACAUUGGCAUGCAUGAAAAUGGGCCGUAUGGAUCUGGCCAAGAAAGCAAUCGCUGAUGCGGAGAAAAGACUUUCCAUUGACCGGUGGCCCGAAUAUUAUGACACGAUGAAUGGUAAGUUCAUAGGGAAACAGGCCCGACUUUACCAGACAUGGUCGAUUGCUGGUUAUUUAACGUCGAAGCUGCUGUUGGAGAACCCGAACAUGGCUUCCCUUUUAUUCUGGGACGAAGACUAUGAUCUUCUCGAGAUCUGUGUUUGUGCUCUGAAUAACUCCACACGUAAGAAGUGCUCUCGCUCGCUCGCCAAGUCUCAGAUUCUAGUGUGA